AUGUCGAAACGCCACCUCUUCCAGUCUUCGGACGGGCUCGUUACCAAGGCGAUUAGAGGCAUCAUCUCUUACAAUCCUUUACUCAGUCUGGACGAGGCCAACCGAGUGGUAUUCGAUACAGCUUAUAACAAGUCCAACGUGUCGAUAAUCAGCGGAGGAGGUUCUGGUCAUGAACCUGCCUGGUGCGGAUAUGUCGGCGAAAAUUUGCUUGCCGCCUCGGUGGCUGGCGACGUCUUUGCUUCUCCCAGCACAAAGCAGAUAGUUUCUGCCAUCGACAGAGUACCUUCGGAUAAAGGAACCAUCCUAGUUGUCACCAACUAUACCGGCGACUGUCUGCACUUUGGGUUGGCCAACGAGAAAGCCAUCGCGAAGGGUCACAAGUGCAGGAUGAUCAUCUGUGGAGACGACGUGUCCGUCGGGAGAAAAGGCAGCCUGGUCGGCCGCCGCGGUCUAGCUGGAGAACUCGGGGUCCUCAAGAUUCUGGGAGGUGCUGCAGGCGCCGGUGGCUCUCUUGAUCAGGUGUAUGACCUUGGCGUCGCAUUCUCACAGCAGAUCGUCUCCAUUGCAGCCACGCUCGAUCACUGUCAUGUCCCGGGCCGGACAGAACAUGCUACUCUAGGAAGCGAUGAGGUGGAAAUCGGGACUGGCCCUCACAACGAGCCUGGUUACAAGAAGUUGUCUCCCGUGCCGUCGGUACAGGACCUCGUCAAGCAGUUGUUAACUUACCUCCUGGAUGAGACGGACCCCGAACGGGGUUAUGUGAAAUUCAAGGCCGGUGAUGAGGCCAUACUCCUUGUCAGCAAUUUUGGAGGCGUGUCGCAUCUUGAAAUGGGUGCGUUGGUGGACGAGCUCCUCGAGCAGCUAGCGGCGCAGUGGAAGCUCGAACCGGUGCGUAUAAGUAACGGGUUCCUAGAAACAUCUCUUAACGCGCCGGCAUUUUCGGUAUCGAUCGUCAACGCAACAGCUGCGGCUGCGAACUGCUCAUAUUCGGUCGAGGAGAUCAAGUCCUUCUUCGACGCCAGGACCAACACUUGUUGGGAAUCUCUCACGGGCUCUCAAUCUGUACGACGCCCUCGACAGGAGCAAUUCGUACAACCACCUCCGGAACCUAAAAAGGUGAUCGAGGAAGCCAAGGAUCUCAAAAUUGAUCCCGUUUCCCUAGAAAAGAUGCUGCGUGGCGCGUGCGAACAGCUAAUUGCCGCGGAGCCUGACUUGACCAAGUGGGACACGAUCAUGGGCGACGGAGAUUGUGGCGAGACGCUUAAGACGGGCGCCAGCUGUCUUAUCGCCGCGUUGGACUCGAAGAAACUCGCCGUUCAAGGUUCCAUAAUCGCUGUCCUUCAAGAGCUCGAGGAAAUUGUCGAGGGCAAGAUGGGAGGCACGCUAGGUGGCAUCCUGGGCAUCUUCUUCGUCUCGAUGCGUAACGCUCUCGAAGAGAACAUUGCGAUUGCCAAAAGCGAGGGGCUUCCCAAACUAUGGGCUAAGGCCGUCCAGAAAGCCUUGGACAAUUUAACAAGAUACACACCAGCUAAGGUUGGUGACCGGACCGUGAUGGACACGUUGAUCCCAUUCGCAGAGGGCCUUCGUUCGGGAGAGUUUGCGGAUGGUCUCGAAGCAGCAAUCAAAGGAGCUGAACUUACAAAGACGUUGAAGCCGAGACUCGGCAGGGCCACUUACAUUGGUGCUGAUAGCAGCAAGGCUUUACCUCCUGACCCCGGUGCUUGGGGCGCCAUGGUGGCUAUAAAAGGCUUGCAGUCAGGUAUAUAA
Molecule: messenger RNA, 1767 nt
Organism: Annulohypoxylon truncatum
Lineage: Eukaryota; Fungi; Ascomycota; Sordariomycetes; Xylariales; Hypoxylaceae
Product: glycerone kinase
Exons: 1
Coding region: 1-1767 (588 amino acids)
Biological process (GO): glycerol catabolic process
Cellular component (GO): cytosol
Molecular function (GO): glycerone kinase activity; ATP binding
Source: RefSeq, a predicted model, not a curated record